Messenger RNA from Neodiprion virginianus, 1270 nucleotides. Its product is annotated as protein mono-ADP-ribosyltransferase TIPARP-like. Bases 1 to 576 code for a protein of 191 amino acids. NCBI's taxonomy places the organism in Eukaryota, Metazoa, Arthropoda, Insecta, Hymenoptera, Diprionidae. The transcript has 2 exons. The record is from RefSeq and is a predicted model, not a curated record.
AUGGACCUGUUCAACAAAGCAAUGCACAGCAACGACUUCGGUUUACGAAGAUAUUAUCCGUGGUCGGGGUACAUUAAUCACGAGCCGUGGGUUACUGGCCGCGUAUCUAACAGGGAACGGAAAUACGUCUGGUCCCAUAUGCAGGACGUAUUUUGUUGGAACGAGAUGACCGUCAAAAGGAUUGAGAACCCAUUUCUCUGGGCACGAUAUGCCUUACGAUACGAAGAAAUGAGGAUCGACUCUGCAUCUAGAGAUGUGUCGGAGGACAUUGUGAUACAUGCUACAUCCAUCUCGAGUGCCUAUGAAAUAGCUGACAAAAAUUUUAACUGGAGACUGGCGAAACGCUGUCGCUUUGGUCACGGAGUCAGUUUUGCAAGGGAUGCAGACUAUGCAGAGGCUCAUGCUUAUGACAACGAGGCCCACAUAAUAGCUGGGAUCCUUGUAGCUAAUUGCGAGAUUGGUAAUUAUAGAACCCGUAUUCCAUCGUACUUCUCAGAUACGACGGUGAACCGUCAAGAUAGCGUAUGCGUCAAAUACAAUGACAAUGAGUUUUAUCCGUAUUACAUAGUUUAUUAGACAUGAAACGCCACAAGUAAUAUCCUAAUAUAAAUUAACAUUAUCUUUAACUAUGAUAGUAAGAUAGAAAAUAAUAGUAUUUAGAUAACAUAUGAUAGUAAACAUCAGUAUAAAAUUAUAUUACGAAUAUAUAAGUAUGCUAUUAUAAAACUGUGAUAUGCAUAGUUUCUUUAACCUAUAAUUAAGAGUGUAUAAAAUGGUAUUUUUUCAGUUGAAAAAAUGUUUGGAUUUCAUCAAUAUGUGUGCAAAUUAACGAAAUCAUACCAAACUAAACCAUCCUCAAAAUUAAAAAUUCGCCAUCAGUCGAGUAAAACCCGUAACACCUUACGAGUAGAGUAUUCGAAUGCACAAAUCUACAUCUAGACUUAUUCAAUUAAGUUUCCUUACUGUCAUUAGUAGGUAAUUGAACGUUUAUAAAAUUAUUGAGCCUGAAACAGGUUUGAGAAUGCCAUAAUUUUCUCAAUUCAUCGACUUUUACAUCAGCUCUUAUGGGCAUAUAAUCAGUAAUUACAAAUUACAGAGAAUGGCUGAAUCCACAGAUCCGCUGGCUUAGUGCACCAUAGUGCAUACGACUAAACAUGGUUAAACAUGCAAGACAAUCAACUAUCAAUAGUAAUUGCGUACAAUUAUGCUGUUACCAUCUCGAAAACUCUGUAUCAUCCAUUGAAAUUCUCUAAUCUCCAGUACACCAACC